AUGGAAUUCGAUAGCGCGGCGCUCGUCGAUUUUAUGGACGAGGCUUGGCAGGCAACUGCGAAUUGGGCGACAAGCCCACAGUUUUAUGCCCAGAUAGGCGCGAUAGGGUGCGCGGUGCUGCUGGCUUUUCUCUUGGCAGCCGUCAUUCGCAGAUCUGUCCCCAUUUUUACCAGGGAGCCCGUGGGCAAUCGAUUUUCAGGCGUCACCUCAUUUUUCUAUCGGUUGCGGGUAUUUGUUUUUCCGCUGCUGAACAUCUUUUUUCUGGAAAUAGCGAUCACACUGGGCGACUCGAUCUGGCAACAGGCAUGGUUAAUACGUCUGGCACAAAGCGCGGCUGUCAUUUUUCUUAUCUACACCGUUGCGUCGAAGUUUGUACGCAACCGCGGUGUAAAAACACUGUUAACCUGGUUGGGCAUGCCGAUUGCGACGCUGCAUGUCUUUGGCUUGCUUGAUGACGUCACUGCAUUUCUCGACGGUAUAUCGCUGACCGCUGGAGAUAUUCGAAUCUCAGCCUACGCACUGAUUCGCACGCUUAUUUUUGGCGCGGUGCUGUUCUGGUUGGGAAGAAUUUCCAAUACCGCAGGCAAACAGGCGAUCCGUAGUCGGGAGUCUAUGGACAUCGGCACACGAGAAGUGUUUGCCAAGUUGUUUGAAAUCGCGCUCUUCGUUGUGAUUUUCCUUUUGCUGCUGCAGAUCAUGGGCAUCAAUCUGACUGCACUUGCUGUGUUUGGCGGCGCGCUUGGUGUCGGUCUGGGCUUUGGCCUGCAGCAGAUCGCCUCCAACUUUGUAUCAGGCAUCAUCAUUCUGCUCGAUCGUUCCAUCGCAAUUGGUGAUCACGUCGAGCUUGAAGAUGGCCGCAGUGGCACCCUGCGGGAGUUGAACAUGAGGUUCGGCGUUCUGGAGACCUAUGAUGGCAAAGAUAUUGUGGUCCCUAACGAACAGUUCAUAACGACGUCUUAUACCAACUGGACACAUAAGAACAUCAAGCAACGUUACCCGCUGGAGUUUCAGGUGGCGUAUUCCACAGAUCUCGACCUCCUGUUUGAAAACAUUCGUCAACUCUGCGCAGAACACCCGAAGGUAAUCAGCGGUGAUGAUCUGCCGAUCGAAGAGCGGCCUGAUGCUGAAAUCGCCGGGUUUGGUGAUAACGGUAUCGAUAUUCUGGUUGAAUUCUGGAUGGAAGGUGUAGACGACGGACCUAAUCGUGUAGGUGCAGAUUUGUUGCACGCGAUCUGGCGCUCUAUCCAGGAGAACGGCAUGGAAAUUCCUUAUCCCCAGCGUGAAGUGCGGAUAUUGAACGAAAAUUUCCUUAAGCCUUAG
This is a messenger RNA of Symbiodinium necroappetens, 1320 nucleotides long. NCBI's taxonomy places the organism in Eukaryota, Dinophyceae, Suessiales, Symbiodiniaceae. The record is from the annotation of a GenBank genome assembly.